This is a messenger RNA of Pseudozyma flocculosa PF-1, 219 nucleotides long. RefSeq lists its product as uncharacterized. The transcript is spliced from 2 exons. Bases 1 to 219 code for a protein of 72 amino acids. The record is from RefSeq and is a predicted model, not a curated record. Lineage: Eukaryota; Fungi; Basidiomycota; Ustilaginomycetes; Ustilaginales; Ustilaginaceae. Gene Ontology annotation, cellular component: cytoplasm.
AUGUUCGGCCGACUCUUCCAUCUGCUCUUCGACGCUGUCCUCGUCAGCGUCGCCCUCUCUGGCAUCAAGAGGAGCACGGGGCUCACGCCGGCCGUCGCGAGGAUACCCAACAAGGACCUGAGGAACCUCAUGAGGAUCUACCUCGAGGCUGGCGAAUGGGUCAUGGACUUCUCUGUCGUUGUCCUCGGUCGCUCGAGCUCGUUUGAGCGAGUCCGAUAG